Molecule: messenger RNA, 6610 nt
Organism: Loxodonta africana (African savanna elephant)
Lineage: Eukaryota; Metazoa; Chordata; Mammalia; Proboscidea; Elephantidae
Gene: ARL14EP
Product: ADP ribosylation factor like GTPase 14 effector protein
Exons: 5
Coding region: 838-1620 (260 amino acids)
Cellular component (GO): intracellular membrane-bounded organelle
Source: RefSeq, a predicted model, not a curated record
GGAGAGCUUACGCUGAGGUCCUCCUCACAGUGCGUUGAAGGCGCCUCGUGUCAAGGUCCUGCCGCCUCUGGAUCCUCUGCGGGUUGUCCCCUCUCUUCUGGAGGCCCGGAGCCCUUAAAGCUCAGCACAGCUUGGUGACAGCUAAUAUGGCCUUGAACCCCGUGUGCAUCUUGUAUCUCUCCUGUUUUCGUUUUUUUUUUUUUUUUUUUAGUCAGAACCCUCUCAGCCCUAGCCGAGUAGUGUUUAUUUUCCCUUCCCGGUACCAUGAACACGGUAGGUGUUCAUUGGACGUACUUGGUGGUUUGAAUCAUUUUGAUUGACACUGUGAACUGGGGGCAUUAUGCAUGCGACCACUGAAAGGUUGUAGUGGCAGUAAUGUAGGAUCCAGGGGACCUAGUCCCAUUGAUUUUGGAAGACUCGGCCUCCUUGGGGUGAGAUUCUGGCAGUUUCUGAACAUACAUGUAUUCAGAAAACGUGUGUUAAGUGUCUAGUAAGUGCUGGUAUUUGCCUAGAGAGCUACAGCUGGGAACAGAACACAGGUGAUUCCUGUCUCACAGAGCUUAAUAUACAUUGGAGGAGGCUAAUAACAAAAAAGCAUGUGGUGAGUGCUAUGUAAAAGGAAUUUCAUGGUGCUGUAAAGGGAAGGCCCUGGAAAUAUUCUUUUGCAUUGGGUGAUACAGAAAAUAAUACCGUAUAACUCUUUCCUUCCAACAGCUAGAAGUAAUAGAGAAGUUUCAAAACACUGAAAGUGUCGUGCAGAGAGGAAGAAGAAGGGUGAACUACUAGAGAGAACUCCCAAGGCAAAAUAAAAACAGGGGAAAUUUGCUACACUCAAGAAUGAUGGAUCCCUGUUCAGUGGGAGUCCAGCUUCGUACUACAAAUGAAUGCCAUAAAACAUACUAUACUCGUCAUACAGGCUUCAAGACUUUGCAAGAGUUGUCAUCAAAUGAUAUGCUUUUACUUCAACUUAGAACUGGAAUGACACUGUCUGGGAACAAUACAAUCUGUUUCCAUCAUGCAAAAAUUUACAUCGACAGAUUUGAGGAUUUGCAGAAGUCCUGUUGUGACCCAUUUAACAUACACAAAAAACUAGCCAAAAAAAAUUUGCAUGUGAUUGACUUAGAUGAUGCCACCUUCCUGAGUGCAAAAUUUGGAAGACAGCUUGUACCUGGUUGGAAGCUUUGUCCAAAAUGUACGCAGAUAAUCAAUGGAAGUGUGGAUGUGGAUGCUGAAGAGCGCCAGAAAAGAAAACCUGAUUCAGAUGGAAAAACUGCUAAAGCUUUGAGGUCGUUACAAUUUACAAACCCAGGAAAGCAAACGGAAUUUGCUCCAGAAAGCGGUAAAAGAGAAAAAAGAAGGUUUACAAAAAAUACACCCGCUGGUUCAGACAGGCAGGUGAUACCGGCAAAAAGUAAGGUCUAUGAUAGCCAGGGUCUCCUGAUUUUCAGUGGGAUGGACCUCUGCGACUGCCUUGAUGAAGAUUGCUUAGGAUGUUUCUAUGCUUGUCCUGCCUGUGGUUCUACCAAAUGUGGAGCUGAAUGCCGCUGUGACCGCAAGUGGCUAUAUGAGCAAAUUGAAAUAGAAGGAGGAGAAAUAAUUCAUAAUAAGCAUGCAGGGUAAUUUGUGGUAUCAAGCUAUGAGGUCCUUUGAAGGUCCUUUAUUUAUUGUAAAACUGUAAUUCUGAAAUUAUACUAACAUUUUAAACUUGAUUGCCAAUAACAGAUUUGAAAAGCAUCUCAGAGUGCACAAUUGUUGCUUUUGGGUUACUUUCAGGUACGUUAUUUGACUUAAAUUUAGAUGGGCAGUCAGCUUUAAGCUCAACUGUCUGGGUCGCUGUAAACAAGUAGAGUGUAGGGUAUAGGUGGUCCUCGAUUUGCACAGUUCCAGUAUGCACAAAUUUCAGUUAUCACACUUUAGUUAAAUAAUACCAGUCUCUCUGACAACAGUGUUGAAAUUUCAGUUACCACAAUAUAUUAACUGUGAGUAAUUUGCAUAAAGUGCAAACUUCCCUGCUCUUCAGUCCUCAAUUCAUUGUGUAAAUAACAGAUGCAGAUCAUGAGCAGUGACCACAUCACUUCUAAAAUCUAUCGAUGAUUGGUCACUGCACAUCUGUUACUCUGUGAGAGUGACAGUUUACAAAAAUGGAUCAUCAGAAGAGAAAAUUGGCCAACAAAUAUGGUGCAGCAAAGAAAUGAAAAGUGGUAACACUGAAAGGGAAAUAGGAAUCAAACAUGAAUAGAGCUCUAGAAGAAAUAACUGAUCUUGGGAAUGUUGACCCUGCUGCUAUUCUAAAGACUCUAGAACAUCCAGAGCCAGACUCCAGAUAUGCAGCCAGAGGAACUCAGUGAAGACACAUUUAUCAACAUAAAUUAGGGAAGUAGUUACGAUGAAAAGGAUGACUCUGCACCAGAGGAAGUGAUGCCAGAAAACUUCACGUUAAAGGAACUGUUGGAAAUAUUUCACAUUGAAAGCGCAAAGAAUAAAAUGUCGCAGUUGGUCUAAGUUAAAGGGAGUAUGAAAAAUUUUCCACAGUGUACAAAAGAUACUCAUUUAAUAUCAUAAAUUAUUUGACAAAAAGAAGACAAGCAUGUUUAUAGUACUCUUGAUUAGUUUUUUACAGUGAAAUAUACCUUGAUUCUCAGUGUUUCUAACGUUAGAAAUUAUAGUGUACUGAAAAAGCAUUUAUUUUCCUGGUUUUUUUUUCUCAUUUUGUUAUAUGUUUAUGACCAACAGUAAGAAUUUUUAAUAUUUUGACAAAAAUGUAUAAAGGUCAUGGAACAAUCAUAAUUUACCAUAUUGAUUAUUGAGAUAGCUUUACAUGGCCAUUUUGUGGUUCCACACUACUGUGCAAAAUUAGGACUGACUGUAGCUGACAACAGUGCCUGACUUCAGGAAAAAGUGAUGUUGAUACAAUUGAGUAGUUGAGUGUUAAACUAUUUUGGAAAUAGUCUACGUAUUUAAGUGUUAGUACAUAUAAUUUCUUUUUAUUCUCCCUGCUUUUCAAGUAAAUGUGUUAAUAUUAUAAACCUUUCAUUGUUUAAGCAUGUAUUCUUGGUGAAAUUUGUUCUUGGAGGGGACAAAAAAAUCUUUUUUUUAAUGUUUAAAUCUCAGAAAAUAUACAGUACAUAAGCAGAUAGACAUAUCUGUGGUAUUAGAAUUUAAUGGGAGGAGGUGCCAAUUAGGAUAAAAUGGCCUAAAAACACUCCUUAAGGAAGUGAUAAUGAAAAAAAGGUGGAGAAACACUGCUUAAGACAUAAGGUAUAAAUAAAUAUUUUGGAAAUGGAUUGCUAUUUCAGAGUGUGUUGUUUUAAGGAUGGGGUUGGAGCUGGUAUCUUCCCUCUGCCCUUUUGCUAAGAUGGCUACCUGUCAUUCUGUCUAAAAACUUCUGUCACCUUGGGCAUUGCCCCUAAAUUAGGUUUUUGUUUAGUUUUUCUUUCCCUAAAUAAAGUAUUUCAAUUUAACCAAAUGAGUUUUUAGCAAUUUGAACUUAAACAGCCAGUUGAAUUGACCGUUAGAGAUUUAUUUUUAUUCCUGUACUUAUGCUGUCUCUUUAAAAUGACUGGUUUUACUUUGAUGAAAUGCCAUUUUAAACCAUGGAAUUAAAUGUCGUUUUUAAGCUGUAAUUGUUCACUGAUCUGGUUAUCAGAAGUACAAUUAGGUUAUCAAUUCCUUAGUCCAUAUAUUUCAGCUAAGCACUGGCAAAAGAAUAAUUUUAUUUACUUAACUACUUGUUUUGUUUUUUCUGAAUUAAAUACUUUAUUCUAGAAAAUGCAAACAGAGUCCAAUUUCAUUUGAAUUUCCACAAUCAUUCCCCACCAAAAAACCAAACCAGUAGCCAUGGAGUCAGUUCCGAUUCAUCGCAACCUCAUGUGUUUCAGAGUAGAAAUGCACUCCGUAGGGUUUUCUUAUGGCUGUGAUCUUUCUGAAGUAGAUAGGCCUUUCUUACAAGGUGCCUCUGAGUGGAUUCAAAUCACUCACCUUUUGGUUAGUAGCUAAGCAUUUAACUGCACCACCCAAGGACUCCAGGAUCAUUACCCAUACUCAUACGCAUUGCCAUGGAAUCAAUUCCAACUCAUAGUGACUGUAUAGGACAGAGCAGAACUGCCCUGUAGGGUUUCCAAGGCUGUGAUCUUUCGGGAGCAGACUGCUACAUCUUUCUCCUAUAGAGUGGCUGGUGGGUUUGAACCACUGACCUUUUGGUUAGCAUCUGAUUGCUUAACCACUGCCACCAAGGCUUCUCUAGGGUUAUUAGACCUUAAUUGCAUUACGAGCAACAUCAUUUUUGUUGCUUUUAAGUACGAGUUAGUACACUGCUUCAGCUCUUGAGGACAAAUUUAAAACUAAUUUUUUAUUUAAAGCAAAUAUCUUUUUGAUGGAAUAAAUGGCUUCAGAAUUCAAACUACUAUAUUUCAGGAUUCCUAAAUAGACAUUUCUGUAUUUCAAAAAUGAGUAAUAAUUACAUCCUCACGGUAAAAUUUCUUGAAUGAUUUUGUCAGUGACUUCAUCAUGUCCAUUCAACAAAUCAAACUUUUAAUGAGCAUGCACAGUGCUUACAGAGAACGGUAUAUCUCCUUUAAAGCAUGGCUGUAAUAAAUGUAGCGUCUUUGAGAAAAUUACAUCACAAGUUCACUUACUAUUUUUUAAUAUUAUUGACAUAUAGAAUAUAAUGAAAUCUAGACCUUUUUUAUUUUACAUGAAUAUGAUGCAAGGUAGCUAAAUUAUUUUAGAAUGCUAUUAAUCUAAAAUUGCAGGCCUUACUGGAGAAGAUAAAGGAGCCCUGGGGGCACAGUGGUUAAAGCGCUCGGCUGCUAAUUGAAAGGUCUUCGAUUUGAACCCACCAGCCAUUCUGUGGGAGAAAGAUGUGGCAAUCUUUAAAGAUUUAGUCUGUAAAUAUUUAUAGCCUUGGAAACCCUUGGGGCAGUUCUACUGUGCUCUGUGGGGUCACUGAGUCAGAAUCAACUUGACAGCAACGGGUUUGAUUUUGGUUUUUGGAGUGAGGUUAGUAUCAGACCACUGCAUUGUGAUGGAUCUCCAUGGUUUUGUAACUCCAACCAAGUGACUGGUGGGACUGUGCAAAUGAGGUGCUUGUAGCCAACCAAAGGGGAUUGGAUAGCUUGCUAAUAAUGUAAAUAAGGUACAUGGCCCCCUUGUGGAGAUAGCAUGUAAAUAAGGUGUAUGGAACUCUUAACGAGGGGAUUGGUCAGUUUUGCCAUCUCACUAGGCUUAAAGGGAGACAGAGGAGCUGUAACGUGGAAGACAGCGAGAGAUGGUAGUGGUAGACGGUAGGUAUCAGGAGACUGGCAUGCGAUGGCUGCUGUGGGGCUUGCCGACCCAUGGAGCUAAGAGGUUAACACUUGCCCAAAAAGGUCCCCAGCAGGGCCUAGCAGCAGAGGGUGAAAAGAACCUGUCCUGAUCCAGGAACUAUGUCCUGAGUUGUUUUUCCUGUUACUUCCAAGUUGAUCCCGAUCACGAGUUGUACACUGCUACUUCCCAAAUAAAACACUGAACAGUAAGUACAGUUCGUGAGUUCUGUGAGACGUUGCAGCAAAUUACUGAGCCCAAAGAUGGGAGGGUAGUGAGGGGAAGAGAACUAUUUAACAUUAGAGAUGAUGGAGUGGUACAGCAGUUUGAAAAAGUUGGACAUUUGGGACAUAUUUAACCUCCACCUCAUAGGAGCCAGCUUUGUGCUGAUCCUUCUAAAAGAAAUUUUUCAUUUAACCACAAACACUGACUUUAGAAAUGUGUGUCUAUAUUUGGGUUAAAAAUGGCAUUCCAUAUGAUCAUUUUCCUAUUUGCUUUCUACAAAUGUAAGAAAAUACCUUUGGAAUAUCGUACAUAGGAUUCUUCUAUUUUUAAAAUAUCUUAAUGUCUCAUUCUGUAUAACAAGCUGUUCCACAACCUAACAGUCUAUUCUAAAACUGCUUUCCUGGCAUGGAUUCAAUCAAGUAGUUUUUACAGAUGAAUUUUGAAGUGUAUAUAUAUAUAUAUAUAUAUAAACAAUUACUUAUUAAUAAAUACAAUUUUACUAAGUUACAGCAUGGUUCUCAACUUGUAGGAGAUCAGGCACCCGUGUGAGAAGCUGAAUAAAGCUAUGAACUGUCUCCCCAGAAAAAUACACGUAUUUACGUACUCAAACAUUCCACGUUCAGAACCCCAGAACAUUAGAGUGUCCGGGGAAUAUGAAGUAUUCUGUAAACCAUUUGAUUUUUUUAACGUGAAGAUGGAUGACUAAAAUUUAUUUAGUUUUGUUUGUUAUACCAAGACAGCUUGUGUGAACACAACUGUCAGAAUGGUUUAGUCCUUUGAAAGAGCUGUUGCUACCCUGAAAGAUGAGAUCCCACUGUGCCCUCUCCCAACCCUCCCAUCACCAGAAAGGUAAUUACAAGUUGAGUCGUGAUGUAUAAAACUGAGAUGUCUUGUCUAGGCUGAGUUUUGGUAAGUAGAGAUUAUUACUUACAUUAUGGUAACCCUGCUACAAAUAGCUUAACAUCCUUGUGCAAAAUUCGCGUCGCUGCCUUAGUUUUUGCUGACAUCUACUGGUAUUUUCAUGAAAAUAAACUCUCCACUGCUGCUGCUUCCAUUAAAUCUCUUCACUUCCCAACUAUUCACA